UUUGUUUGUCUUUGUCUACAAACAGUGAAAUAGUGAAAUAAUGAGGAUGGUUGUUUCUUUGGGGAUGCUAAUGCCAUUCACCACUGAUUAACAUUGAACGGUAAUGUGAGAGCAAAAUUGGAACGUGGUGAUUUCCUUCUUCUUCUUCUCUUCCAAAUACCCCUUUUCACUCUUCCAAUAUGGACGAAGAUUCGCUCAAACGCAACACUGAUUGCGUUUAUUUUUUGGCCUCUCCCCUCACUUGCAAAAAGGGGGCUGAAUGUGAGUAUCGGCACAAUGAGAUUGCGAGGCUUAACCCUAGGGAUUGCUGGUACUGGGUAUCUGGCCAAUGCCUGAAUCCAACGUGUGCUUUUAGACACCCGCCUCUGGAUGGGCACACUGGAGUGCCAGCCCCAUCUGAACCUGCACAGAUUUCAUUGCCUGCAAACAAGACAAUGGUUCCGUGUUAUUUUUUCUUCAAUGGAUUUUGCAACAAAGGUGACAAAUGCUUCUUUUUGCAUGGGUCUGAUGAUAGCAUUUUUACUGUAAAACCUGUGAAGAAUGAUAACGGAAGCACCGAUGCACGCAAUCUAGAAAAUAAAACAUCAUCAGGAAAUGGAACUGCUGUAGCGUCAGUACCAACUCACCAAUCUUUAACUGCUCCAAAGCAUUUGUCUGAUUUUAAGCGUCAGCCCAAGGAACAGUUACCGUUAUCCAAAAAUGUUAAGCAGCAAGGCGAUUCCCUAGUGAUAUCUGCUUCUGAAUACAAAGAAGCUGCAGUGAGUAGGUCAGACUCUCCGUUUCCAGAUGAUGGCUUUGUACAUAAUGUAUCUCAUUUACGCACUGAGCGGAGUUCGGAGGAGCAAGUAAAUAGUCAAAUUGAGCCUGAGGAGAGGUGGGAAUCAUCCCCUCAUUCCCCUGGAUUUGACGUUCUUGUUCACAAUGAAUUGGAGAACUUGGGUUACGAGGAAGAUUCUGAAUAUUUACCAGUGCUUGAUAGGAAUGAGCAAGAGCUGAAUGAACAGUACUUGGGGUAUGAAUUUAAGGAUCCAGUUGAGUAUGAUACUAUGUGCCCGGAAGCUGAUAUUCUGUAUCCACAAGAAACAUAUGAUGGUUACAGAUGUUUUGAUAGUGACCUUGCUCACGGUAAUGGCAGAACAGUUCGUACUUAUUCCAGAGAUAUAUUCUUAGAUUCUAUAUUCUCCAGGAAAAGGAUUCGGAUGUCAGCUGAGGUGGCUGCCUAUGACAAUAAUUUAGAUCUGCGUGACCAUCUGAGGAGACGUAGAGAAAAUAACGAGCCUCCCAUUGCAGGUUUCUUAAGAAGACAAGAAUCGUCUUCUUUGAUGAUUCGAAACCAGGAAAGGCACCAGAGGCCUGGCAUUGACCAGCGGCCAAGUAGAAGAUUGACAUCACAACUAGGAUAUAGUGCUAUAGAUUCGAUUGGAGAGGUUGAAACUCUUUCAAUCGCUAACAAGCACAGGUUAUUCAGGCGUUCCCAGCAACACAAACCAAGGAAGCAUUAUAGAGAAAAGCCAGCGAAACGACCAUUUCUGUCAUCUAAAAUAUCCAGGAAACCAGUUUUUAAACAAAGGGGAUUUGUUGAGGAAUCUACUGCAUUUUCAGGACCUAAGACUCUUGCAGAAAUUAGAGAAGAGAAGAAGAAGGCUGAAGAAGGUUUACAUUGGAAACGCCCAUCAACUGAUUUCCAGGAUCCCAAACCUCUGAGUGAAAUUCUGAAGGACAAAAGGACUAUGGAUUAGUGAGACGUGGCUGCAAAAGGACUAAUGAUUGAUGAUAGUAAAAACCUACGAUAAAGGAUAAAGUUGGCUGUUGGCCGUGUUUUCUUAGCAUCCUUUACCGUGCUAGGUACAAUGACCCUGUUUUUGCCAUCGGUAGAUGGUGAUAGAUUUUCGUUCGAGUGAGUGGAAGGUUUUUGAGGCCUGAGGCGGAUAAGAUAGAUAUUAGAUAACCAGUGUUUGAAUAUGUUGAUUUGGACAGGACAUCUUAACCUAGAGAGCAUAUUACUGAUUUACAUUAAUUUUACGUGUGAUUUGGCUUACUUCUUUUCCUGUACAGACCUUCUGCCUUAGAUCAUGACUUGCUUGGAGAAUGUUUUUAGUAUAUGAUGAUAUUUAGGAUUUUGACAAUUAUUGUUGCUCCGGUAAGAAAAGAAACCUUUUUAACACAUUUGUAUAAAUUAUAUUGAUUGUGGAUUUUGAUUGGUAGGCGUA
Molecule: messenger RNA, 2210 nt
Organism: Vigna radiata var. radiata (mung bean)
Lineage: Eukaryota; Viridiplantae; Streptophyta; Magnoliopsida; Fabales; Fabaceae
Product: zinc finger CCCH domain-containing protein 32
Exons: 3
Coding region: 180-1739 (519 amino acids)
Molecular function (GO): metal ion binding
Source: RefSeq, a predicted model, not a curated record